Messenger RNA from Theobroma umbraticum, 1160 nucleotides. Its product is annotated as Cytochrome b561/ferric reductase transmembrane protein family. The record is from RefSeq and is a predicted model, not a curated record. Gene Ontology annotation, molecular function: transmembrane monodehydroascorbate reductase activity; heme binding. Lineage: Eukaryota; Viridiplantae; Streptophyta; Magnoliopsida; Malvales; Malvaceae.
UAUAAAAUGUUUAGCCAAUACUGACUGGUAGGUUGCAGCUCCCCUUUUGUAUUCACUAAUUAUAGCACAUUAGCUUCUUUAUACAAAAAGCAGAGACGCAGUUUCUUGAAGAGCUGACUCAUUUAAACAACUUUUUCCUCUCCUCUCUAAUGCUUUAAUGGCCACUCAGAUUAACUGUAGUCCAAUGAGUCUUUCUUUAUCUUCAUAAAGAAAGAUAUGAAAAGCUGAGGUUUCUGAGAGGAAGCAAAAAGGAAAGAGAGGGUUGGUAGUUGAAGCAAGGUUGCAUGCUUUAAGUUCUUUUCUCCAUUGCUUGGAUAUUGAAGAUGCAAGUUUCUCAUUUGCUAGGGUCAUUCACCAUUCCUGCAUUAUAUGUUUUUCUUUUACCACUUGUUUCUUGCUCAUCUCAUGGGGAGGCGACUGCAUCCAGCAGUCACAAGAGCAUUAAAGAGAAUGUACACAAGCUGAGUCCUCAAAUGACAUCUUAUAUCGCCGUUCAUGGCCUUCUACUCUGGGUUUCCAUGGGGUUCUUAAUGCCUGUUGGGAUUCUUUUUAUUAGAAUGGCCAACAAAGAGGAAGGUGGGAGAAGGGUUAAAGUUUUAUUCUAUCUCCAUGCCUUGUUGCAGAUACUUGCAGUGCUUCUUGGAACAAUUGGUGCUGUCAUGUCCAUAAAGAAUUUUGAGAAUUCAUUCAAUAAUAGCCACCAAAGAUUAGGUCUAGCCCUUUAUGGUGCCAUUUGGAUACAAGCCUUGAUUGGAUUUUUCAGGCCUCCUAGAGGAAAUAAAAGAAGAAGUACAUGGUACUUAACGCAUUGGAUUCUUGGAACAGUGGUAUCUCUGGUGGGGAUCAUUAACAUCUACACUGGCUUAAAUGCCUACCAUGAGAAAACAUCGAGAAGUACUGGCAUUUGGACUAUACUUUUCACUGCUGAGGUCUCUUUCAUUGCUUUCUUUUAUCUCUUCCAAGACAAAUGGGAGUAUAUACAAAAGCAAGGGCUGAUACUAGGCAAUGCUCCCCAGCCAACCCCACCCUCUGAUCAAGAGAAUGCCACUGAGCAAAGAGAUAACCAAAAGGUCAUGUUGCCUGAACCAUGUGGCAAGCGUAAUGCGCUUAGGAAUUUGUUUGACUGACUUUGGAUUCUUUUUUUUUGUUUUUUUUGCAAA